Messenger RNA from Danio aesculapii, 1561 nucleotides. Its product is annotated as GTPase IMAP family member 6-like. NCBI's taxonomy places the organism in Eukaryota, Metazoa, Chordata, Actinopteri, Cypriniformes, Danionidae. The transcript is spliced from 3 exons. Gene Ontology annotation, molecular function: GTP binding. Bases 116 to 1465 code for a protein of 449 amino acids. The record is from RefSeq and is a predicted model, not a curated record.
ACAAGAUCUGAUCAUCUUGAAGUGUCAAUGAAAACUAGAAAGUUAUGCUGCCAGUGAUGCAGGGAUUGUCAGAGAAUUAAGAAAUUACCAUCAGUUUGGCAGAAUAUCUUUUGUUAUGGAAGCCUCACAAAAAUUACAGAUUGUCCUUCUUGGUACAACUGGGUCUGGUAAAAGUGCUUCUGGAAACAUCAUACUUGAUAAAAAGGUCUUCAAGUCUUAUGUAUCUACUCAGUCAGUGACAGUAUUAUACCAGACGGCUUCAGCCACAGUGAAUGGAAUGGAAGUCACAGUCGUGGACACUCCAGGAUGGCACUGCACUAAAAUCCCUGAGGAUGAGGUGGCAUACCAAAUAAAGACGGCCAUUUUAUCACUUAAUGGACCUUAUGCUUUUCUUAUGGUCUUCCCUAUCGGUUCCUUUACUGCCAAAGAGAUGCUAAUAAUUCCAAAAUUACAAAACGUCUUAGGAGAUCAAUUCAUGAAUCAUACCUCAAUUCUGUUCACACACUCUGAUAACCUUGAGUCAAAAUCCUUUAAGCAAUUUCUAGAGGAGGAAACAGGACCAUUGCGGAGCAUUAUUCUUGGGUGUAGCAAUCGAGUGUUCACCUGGAACAACAAAGACAGUUCAUCUGUCAAGAAAAGUCUGAACAAAGUCUUACAAGUUCUGAAAGAAACACAGAUAAAGCAUGACAAUGCUAUGGAUUGUGCCAAUAGUAAAUAUCAUGAUGAAGCAAUGCUGAUUGGAAAGCCAGAACACAGUCAAAUCCCUUCUGAUAAAGUGAUGGGACCUUCAGAUGAACAAGAGAAGAGGCACAAGAGAGACAAUGCAGAUCCUCUGGACAAAACCACUCAACAAGUCAGAGUUGUUGUCCUGGGAAUGACCGGAGCAGGAAAGACCUCAACCAUCCAGACUCUUUUAGGAAAAGAUGCCAAAACUGAAAGCACCAAAUCCCCACUGUAUACAAUCAGCAGGUCUGGGGUUAAUUUAAUGUUGAUUGAUUCUCCUGGAUUUAACAAAGAAACAGAAGUGAACGAUUCAGUCUCUCAGUCUCUUUCACAUGCCACUCCAGGGCCGCACGUCAUUAUGAUUGUGAUUAAAGUGGGAAUAAUUACAGCAGACACCUUUAAAAUGAUAGAUCACAUACACAAGCAUCUUGACAAAUCAAGAGCACACACACUGAUCGUUUUCUCUGGAAAGGAUGAUCUGAAAGACAAUGCUAUUGAAGAAUUCAUUAAGGAGAAUCCUGAGCUUGACAAUCUUGUAGAAACGUAUGACAAAAGAUAUCAUGCACUGAAUAACAAGGACAUUGAGGAUCAGACUCAAGCAAAUCAACUGCUGGAGAAGAUUUCUGAUAUAUACCAUAAAAACAAAGGUCAAUUCAUCGAAGAACAUGGGAAAAGUCCGGAUUACAAGGAAAACGAGAUGCCACAAGAACCAGACAAUCAAGACACAUCUGAGAUCAUGUGAAUUUAAAGUAUGGAUUAUGCAUUUAUCCACAUGCAGAUACAAUUCUGUGCAUGUUCAUUUUCUCAUUGACAAUAUUAGCAUCAAUAACUUUUGCUU